This is a messenger RNA of Condylostylus longicornis, 736 nucleotides long. RefSeq lists its product as uncharacterized. Gene Ontology annotation, cellular component: membrane. Lineage: Eukaryota; Metazoa; Arthropoda; Insecta; Diptera; Dolichopodidae. The coding region runs from base 77 to 685 and encodes 202 amino acids. Gene Ontology annotation, biological process: vesicle-mediated transport. The transcript is spliced from 3 exons. The record is from RefSeq and is a predicted model, not a curated record.
UCGCAAUGUUUGACGUUUGAAUUUGAGACAAUGUUUUGUUUGUAUAUCAAUAUUCAAUAGAGUAAAUCAAAAUAAAAUGGCUAAUUUAAAAGACGAACUUGAUGAAUAUUUAUUGUUAAAUAGUGAACAAAAGAAAACCUUUAAAAUCGGCUUGAAGAUACCUUCAAUAAGGGGAACCGAUGUGGGGAAAUUAUUUAGAAAUAACGAACCAGAAGCAAACAGUUGGUUGGAGGAAACUCAAAACAGUUGUUGCCCCAAAUUGACACGAGUACAAAGAAUACUUUGUUUUAUUGCAUGUUUAUGUUUAGGAACAUUUUUCAUGGGAAUGUCCAUUUUUUACAUACCAGUCUUAAUAUUAAAAGCAAGGAAAUUUGCACUUCUAUAUACUUUAGGGAGUUUAUUUUUUAUAUUGAGUUUUGGUUUCUUGUUGGGAUUUAUGUCAUUCUUUAGCUCAAUGCUUUCUAAACAACGAUUAGGAAUAUCUGUGACAUAUGCUGGAUCAUUGAUCGCAACCCUGUAUUUUGCUAUUAUUGUUCACAGUACAGCACUAACUGUGGUAUUUGCUGUAACACAAGUAAUCUCUUUGUUGUUUUUGGUAAUUAAUGAAAUACCAGGAAGAGCGACGGGAUUAAAAUUUUUCGGAAAAUUAAUCAAAACUGGAGUUUCUGAAACACUACCUGUUUAAAAUAAAUAAUGUCAACAUAGUUUUUAUAUUAAAUUCUUAUUUUUAAACUAA